AUAGUGCUGAUGCCGCAGUGACUAUUAUACUAUAUAUGCGUGUGCAGCACAGAGAGGGAACGAGAGCUGAUGCUGCAGCGCCGGGCACGCACGCGCUCUUCUCUUAUCAGCUGAUACCUGGCCGCUGCGAAUUGCCGCGGAAACUCAUUAUCGCUAUUCCAUCGCAAUACACGCGUAUAAUUGCGAUUCUUAAUAGAGACGUCGCGUCGAUCAGCUGGAGUUGAAGCUCGCGAUGUGUGUACCGAAGCUCCGGCUGUGCGAUAAGAUAUAGGAUGAGAUAACGAGUUGUUGCACUUUUUAUGUCCUGACCCAUAUGUACACAUUGUGCUAACUCGCACACGAGAAUCGAUCAUGUUUAUACGGCGCUGGAAAAUUGCCCGGUGAUUAGCGUGAGCGAGCGAGAGAGGCUUUUACGCGUAAUUGCACGCUUGUCGCUCGAGUUUAUGUUAUCUAGGGCCAGAUGAGAAAAGGACAUGCAUUUUGUUUGGAAUUAAUGUUCGCGUGCUCGCACGUAGUUUCCAAGCUGGGAAGCAUUGAUUUCGCACUUUAUUCAUAAAUUCAUUGAGGAGAAGUCGGUGUCGAAGAUCUCUGCAAGCGAAUUUACCUACAGAGGGUAUGGUCGGGGAAUCCCCGGAAUCCUUCGAGCUCUCCGGCAGAUGUCAGCACCGACUCAGAAGCCACUCGCCUAAUCAGAGGGUUUCCCGCGUGCGUUUAUCAGCCCUCUCGCGUGCAGUAUAGCUCGUUAAAAGUCUCGUGUUUCCUGAUCGCGGUGUAAUCGUGAGCCUCGAGAAACUUUAUACGAGCAUUGCCGUGAUAAGCCGAAAGUGCGGCUUUCGAAUUUUCAAAUCGUAUCGUGCAAGUGUUGUCUGCCAUGCCUACACCGGAAUUUCGCGUGAUUUGAAUUUUCUCCGAGUGUCCGAGUGGUACCGAUUUUUUCGAACGUGCGUGAGAAAAUCGAUUUUCAAUAAAGAGAGAGAAUGACACAACGGCUGCCGGUACAAUCUCGAUAAGCUACAUUAGCGAUCGAAUCGUACCGAGCUCUCGAUUCGGGAAAGGUGUAAUCAUCGCGCAACGUACGUACAUUGAAGAAAUCGGAGAAAAGAUGGCCGGGCGAAAAAUCGUGCGUCGAGACUCAGACGCGGUUUUCCAACACUUCGGGCAGAAGGAGCUGCUCUUCAAAAUUCUCGUCAUCGGCGAUUACGGAGUCGGUAAAACCGCUAUCGUCAGGCGAUACACCGAAGGAAAAUUUUCUUCGAACUACAAAAUCACGAUCGGCGCCGAUUUCGCCAUCAAGAACCUCGACUGGGACUCGCAGACGAAGAUCAAGCUCCAGCUAUGGGAUAUCGCCGGCCACGAGAGGUUCGGCUACAUGACGAGAGUGUACUACAAAUACGCGGUAGCCGCGGCCUUGGUCUUUGACAUAUCGAGGGUCGCCACCUUCCAGUCGGUCAAAAAGUGGCUCGGCGAUCUGAGGGAGAAGGUGACGCUGCCCGACGGAUCCAAGAUACCGAUCGUACUGUUGGCCAACAAGUGCGACAUCAACCAGGCAGCGGUACCCAAUGAACAAAUCAUCAAGUUCUGCAAGGAGAACGAUAUCGGCUCGUGGUUCGUUACCUCGGCCAAGGAGAACCUCAAUAUAGACGAGGCGAUGCACUAUCUAGUCGGAAACGUCCUCAAGUCGAAGAUCAACGAGGAAAUACGAGAGUCGAUCAAGCUGAGGGAUACUCCGCUGCUGCGGGACAAACAGACUUGUUGCAGAACUUUUACAUGAUCGUAGAUAGAACACUUGUUAAACUAUUUUUAACUAUAUUACGUUUGUUUCAUUUUCUCCGCUAGUUCUUGCACAAAAUCCUUGUGGAUCGUGUGUUAAUUUCACUUUUCGUAUUUUUGUACAAUAAACAGUAAACGAUGGUUUAUACUGUAAAUCGUA
This is a messenger RNA of Nasonia vitripennis (jewel wasp), 1930 nucleotides long. Its product is annotated as ras-related protein Rab-32. The record is from RefSeq and is a predicted model, not a curated record. The transcript has 7 exons. Gene Ontology annotation, cellular component: trans-Golgi network; Golgi apparatus; vesicle. Bases 1103 to 1771 code for a protein of 222 amino acids. Gene Ontology annotation, molecular function: GTPase activity; GTP binding. Lineage: Eukaryota; Metazoa; Arthropoda; Insecta; Hymenoptera; Pteromalidae. Gene Ontology annotation, biological process: vesicle-mediated transport.